Molecule: messenger RNA, 4499 nt
Organism: Leptopilina heterotoma
Lineage: Eukaryota; Metazoa; Arthropoda; Insecta; Hymenoptera; Figitidae
Product: adenylate cyclase type 10-like
Exons: 27
Coding region: 297-4499 (1400 amino acids)
Cellular component (GO): cytoplasm
Molecular function (GO): adenylate cyclase activity; protein binding
Source: RefSeq, a predicted model, not a curated record
UUUAAAAAAAAAUCAUUUUUUUAGUUAAAACUACAAUAUCGACAGGUCAUGUGAUUUUCUCAGUGAUAGGAAAUGAAGAGAAUCGAUAUUAUGUCAUUGCUGGUUCACCAGUAACUGAAGUGAAAAGUUUAAAUAAAUUUUGCCCACUAGGAAAUUUAAUUUUAACUGCUAACGCUUGGGAACAUUGCGCUCCAUCGAAUUAUGAAUAUGUUAUUAUAGAUGAAACUAAAGUGAAAAUUCUUGAAACAAUUCCAAAAAGUUUUAUAAAAACAAAUUCGUCAUUUGAUCAAAACACGAUGAUGAAGAAGAAAACCAAUUUUUCAACUUCCUUUACAACUAAUUCAUUGAUACCAACAGUUUUAAUAAAAAAUUCAUUUUCCCAUUUUGUCACAAAUAUUAGUAAUUUAAAAUUACCGAAUAAUUCUCAAAGACCUUUUACUGGUCGAUUGGGAAUUGCAGAAGCAGUUCACAGUGAACUUGGAAAUAAAUUGAAAUUAUUUAUCAAUAAUUCUGUCGUUAAGGAAAUUGAAAAUGAUCGGACACUUGAUAAUUUAACAGAAAUAAAAAGAGUAACAAUUCUUUCUGUCAAUGUUUAUCCAAAUAAAUCAUCAGUUUUUGAAUUAAUCUCUUUAAUUGAUCAUUGUUGCAUUCUAAUUACAAAUCUAAUUGAAGACAGUAAUGGAACAAUAAAUAUAAAUUUAUUGGAGAAGUUUACAAAUUUUGAAAUAAUUUUUGGCAUCAUCGAUAAUUUUGAUAAUGUCGCAAAAUUAGGAAUAACAAUGGGACGUAAAAUUGUAGACACACUGAAAACAAAUUUAAAUUUACAUGCGAUUGCUGUUGGAAUAUCAACAGGAACAGUUUUUUGUAGUGUUAUUGGACACAUUGCAAGAAGAUAUUAUGCAAUUGUUGGAAGACCUGUUAAAAUAUCUGCAGAAAUUGCUUCCGUUUCAAUAAAUAAAGUUUGUUGUGACACAGAUACAGUCGUUUUUAGUGAAAUUGGAAAACAUUUAUUUCAACAAGGAUUAACAGUAAUAAAUGAAAAUAAAAAAACAUUUUUGUUUGAAUAUAUUGGUGAUCAAAAUGGUUUGUUGGAACAAAAAGUGCAGAAAUUGGAUUUCAUUUAUCCAAAUUUAGAACAAUUUCAGGAAAUGGAAAUUUUUUCCGAAAUUCUCGAUGACAUAAAUGUUGAGAAUCGCAAGUACGCUGGACUUUUAAUUGAGGGAUUAAGUAGAAGUGGAAAAUCAAGAAUUCUCGAUGUUUACGUAACAAUUGCAAAAUCACGACAAAUACGAACAAUUCAAUUGGAUAUUAAUUGUUCCUUUUUAUCUAAAUCUAAUUCAGUUAUUUUUCACAUUUUAGAACAGAUCUUUCGAUGUGAAGAAUGUAAUACAAUAGAGGAGAGAGAAAAAUUUUUAAUCAAAAUAUUAUAUAAAGUAAUCGAUGCUGAUGAUUUUUGUUAUUUCAAUAGUUUAAUGAGAGUUGAAUUUCCAUUAUCAAAAAAUUAUUGCUCAGAAACAGAUAUGGAACGACAUUUAAAACGAGUUAAUAUUGUAAAAGAAAUUUUAAAAAGAAGCAAUGAAAGAAUUUGCAUUUUAUUGGAUAAUGUACAAUUUAUUGACGUAAUGUCUUGGCAAUAUUUAAUAAAAUUUCUAAAUAAUUCUCGAAUUAUUAUCAUCAUGACAAUGAUGAAAGGAAAAAUUUACGACAAUUUUUCCCAAAUACCAUUGAAUAUUCAAAGUCACGAGAGGGUAAAAAAAUUUACACUCAAUGUAUUAACAUCAAAAUCACUUACUGCAUUCGCUUGUCAAUUUCUUAAUGUCUGCGCUAUUCCACAAAAAUUAGAAAGAUUAUUAAUAAAGAACAGUGGCAAUAAUUUAGAAUGGUGUGAAUUAUUUUUAAUGUUAAUUCUACAAGCACGUGGUUUGAAUUUUUUGACAAUGACACAAAAACAAGCAAAAACGAAUAAUUUAAUAUUUUUGGAUAAUACUUUAUUCUCGAAAAUACAUGUCGAUUUACUUCCCGAUGAAGUGGUUCCACCAAAAUCAUGGAAUCGUAUGAAAAAAUUGCCAGUUUGCUUAUUAAAUGAUAAAUUUACCGGAUUCUCCGAUUCACAUUUUCCUAUCGACGGUAACUAUGCUUCCAACAGUUUUGCUACUUUUCAACAAUCGAAAUUAAAAUCAGAUAUGAAAAAUCAAAUUUUUGAGAGGAUGCUUCCACACGAACGGAAUUUAAUAAAGUGCGCAUCAUUUAUUGGCGAUUUUUUCUCACGUGAUUUUUUAAUGCAAAUCAUGGAAAAUUGUAGUACAGAGAAUACGGCAAGAGCAGUGGAAUCACUGAUUCGAAUUCGAAUACUAGAAUGUGCUUCAAUUCGAAGAUCUCUAAAUUUAAGGAAUAAAACGAAUAUUUGCAGUUUUCGAAAGAGAAAUUUUUCCGAUGUUCAUCAUUUAAUUGAAUGUCACUGUUAUGAAAUGAAAUCUUUUGUACCAAACAAAUUGCCACACUAUGCAUACUGUAAAUUUUUGGAAUUCAAAUCAACUGCUUUUCGUGAGAAAAUUUACAAACUACUUACAUCUGUUGAAAAGGAUGGAUUCUUUUGUAAAACAGUAAAAAUACUCGAUGAGAAAUUUCGAAAAUGUGAAGCAUGUGGAGAAGGGGAAUUUUUGCGACAAAAUACGAAUGAGGUUUUAAAUUUAAAUGAUUGUUCAUCAGUGAGUCAACAAUUGAACAUAUCACAACCAUUGUCAUAUUCUCGUAAUGCAAAAAAAUGUAAUUCAGUUGAACCAGAACCAAAAUCUGGUUUUUUACAAAUGAAAAAUUUUAAUCACAUUGACCAUCGUAAUUGUCAAUGUUCCGUUAUUAUUAAUUCAGUGUUAUGGAAAUUUCCUGCCCAUAUUGAUAAAAGUGGAAAUAAUUGUUUUUUAAUAAGAUUCUUAAUACAAUACGGCGCAGCUUUAAUAGAAAACGCUGAAUUUGGAUAUGCCAUAAAAAUUCUCUCAAUGGCCCUUGAAAAAAUUCAAGCAUCAAGUAUUGACACUGAGGAAAAUAGGGACAGCAAAUCUUUGAUAUAUUGCUUAAUUGGGAACGCCUGUUUUCAUUUGGGUCGAUAUAAUUUGGCGAAAAUAAAUUAUCUACAAGCAUUAUCAAUGUAUAAUUAUAAAUUUAAAACAGGAAAUAACUUCUCUAAAUGGAAUUUAAGAUUAGAAACAUUUUUACGACAAAAUUUUAUGCAAAGAUUUAUGUCUUCUGGUUUAAAAACAAUUUCAAAGGAUACAAUAAGAAUUUCCCAAUUAUUAAGUUUUCUUUCAGUUGCUUUAUUGAUGGAAGGAAAACAAAAAUCAUCCCUAAGAGCAUGUCACGUUAGUGUUAAUCUAGGUUUCAGAAAUACAAAUACAUUGGAUUUUUUGGAAAAAUGUCAAUUAUUUUUAUUGAUAGCGAAUAAUUUUGAAAAAUUAGAAAAUUAUCGACUUCUGCAAAUAAUAAUUUACAAUAUCUUUUUAAUGAUAAGAGAAAAGGAAAAUUGGUCAAAUUUAGAGGAAUUAAUUGUUCUCGCAAAUGUUUUUCUCGCAAUAAUUAAAAUCAAAUUCCGUCGAGGAAGUUUUGCAAAAACAGUGGCAAUUGGUUCAAAACUUUUACGACUAACGGACAUUUUGCACUUGAAUAAAAUAAAAUUAAUUGUACUUCCUUUAAUUAUUGAAUCAAUGAUACGACUCAAAAGAAUUAAUCAAACAGUGGAUUUAAUGCAUGAACUUUUAUAUUUAUCACCAAUUGACAGUGAUAAAUCAUCUCUUGCUUGGUACUACGCCCUUUGCAUAGAUCUCAUUUUAGAUGCUGGAAUUACACUAGAAACGUAUCAAACAUGCUUAAAUUUUGCUGAGAAAGUUAUUGAUAAAAAAUAUCCCAUAACUAGAGAUCCUGAAGGCAAAAAACGUUUGAUUGUGUCAUUACGAACUUGGCAACUAAGAAGUGGAAUUACUGUUAAUAAAAUUUUACCACUAUCCGUAAAGUCGUAUUUAAAUCUAACUAAACUGGAUGAAUUGUCGGAAGGCAUAACUGCUUGUAGGAUUCUUGAAUGUCAUUUAUUGACUUUAGUGAAUUACAUGAAUGUAAAAAAGUAUCAGGAAUCUGAUAAAUUAAUGGAGAAAAUUUCUAAAAUCAUCAAAUUACUCGAAAGCAAAUCGAAAAUAAAUAUUUUCAUUAAACCACGAUUAUAUCUAUUAAAAGCUUAUUUUUUUAUAACGAAGAAUGAAAAUUUUUCCAAAACCCUAAAUAUAUAUAAAGCUAAAAAAUUAGCAAAAUAUCAUGGUAAUUUAAUGGAUUUCGCUUCGAUUGUUCAAAAUGAAAAGGCUUGGAAAACGACAAAUUACAGAAAUAUUCCUUCAUACUGGAUUGAAUAUAUUUCAAAUGGUGAAGGAAUUGAUUGGAGAUAUAUUGACAGUUUUAAUAUUUCUGAAUGGACGACAAUAUUAUAUUCUAUGCCUAUACCUGAUCCAAUGUUUUAA